GAACACUUUGCUCCAUUGCUUGCACCUUCAUUUCCAAUACACACAAUGAGAGCUGUACUACAAAGAGUCCUUCAAGCAAGUGUGGAAGUAAAUGGUCAACAGAUUUCAAGCAUCAAGCAGGGUAUCUGUGUCUUAGUUGGGCUUUCUGUCGAUGAUACGUCCGCAGAUAUUGACUUCAUGGUGCGCAAGCUCCUUAAUGUACGAGUGUUUGAUUCCAACAUGAAUGCUCUAGCAGGAGCAACAACAAGUUUGCAGGACGAGAGUGCAGCACCAAAGAUGUGGGCGAAGAGCGUCGUUGAUAUUGAGGGCGAAAUUCUUUGUGUAUCACAGUUCACGCUCUAUGGCCAGGUUGUCAAGGGAAGCAAACCCGACUUUCAUAUGUCUAUGAAAUCAGAGACGUCUAAGCAAAUGUAUCACGACUUCUUGGAUCGACUCAGGAAAGCAUACAAAGCAGAGCGAAUCAAAGAUGGAGAGUUUGGUGCGAUGAUGCUGGUCAACAUUGCCAACGAUGGGCCUGUAACAUUGGAGCUGGAUUCAAGGAAGUUUGAGUAUAUUCCUGUUACCAACCAGCCUUCUGCGCGGAGGAUCAAAGGUUCCAAGGUUUUAAAAGCGACCAAUUCGCAAAGCCCUAUAGAUGCGUCAGAUAGCACGAGCGUCGUCAGCGUAAUCAGCUCCGUGGACACAAAAGCUGAGGACAUGGAAGAAAAGGCACCAGCUUCCUAAGGAUAAGCUAUCCUAUUCAGCGUUGGUGUGCGAUGCGUCUAUUUUAUGGUUCCCACAUUCAGAGCAAACAUUUUAUAGAAGUUUUACCUGCUUGAGGACAGGGUAGAGGAUCACACAGAAUUAGAUUUAGAAAAUAAAAUUUGGGUAACGUCAGCG
This is a messenger RNA of Lobosporangium transversale, 879 nucleotides long. RefSeq names its product D-Tyr tRNAtyr deacylase-like domain-containing protein. NCBI's taxonomy places the organism in Eukaryota, Fungi, Mortierellomycota, Mortierellomycetes, Mortierellales, Mortierellaceae. Gene Ontology annotation, biological process: tRNA metabolic process. Gene Ontology annotation, molecular function: D-tyrosyl-tRNA(Tyr) deacylase activity. The transcript is spliced from 5 exons. The record is from RefSeq and is a predicted model, not a curated record. Bases 46 to 723 code for a protein of 225 amino acids. Gene Ontology annotation, cellular component: cytoplasm.